AUCUUUCUACGACUUUGCAAAAUAAAUUUGUUGCAAUAUUUUUGUUUUCUUUCUUUAAUGUGGCCAAGAUGUCUGCAGAUACAACGCGAAAAGCGUACAAAUACACAUGUAGUAUGGUUCGACCCCAAAUGUACAGUGAGAAGUCAUUGAUGGAAAGCGUUGUUGACUUCUUCUCUGAUGUCGUCCCACAGGCCUACAGCGGUUACCAGAAAAGUGAGGAUCGGGAGAAGAUUCAGUGGGUUCGCUUUGAAAACUGUGACGUCAAUGAUGUUGCGAAGAACCCGGACAUGUUUCGCUCAGACACGAAAGGACUGCCUCUCCUGCUCAUACUGGGUUACAGUAACGGGGUCCAGAUAUGGCACAUCACUCCUAAUGGAGAAGCACAGGAGAUCAUGUCUCAGCGACAAGGUCCGGUCCGUAUCUGCCGUAUUCUUCCCAACCCGGACACAGUAUUUAGUCAAGAUGGAUACACGAGCAAAAGACCGCUUGCUGUCAUAUGUGAUUCUUCAAGCGCCGGACAGCCAUACUGCGGGGUGAAGUUUGUGUCUCUUAAAACCGGGGAUGAGGUCCACAGCAUUAGCUUCAAAACGCUGCCUGUACAAAACAUUGAGUGCAAUAAAAGGUUCAUUGUGAUGGUUUUCCUGGAGAAGUUGUGUGUUCACGAGGCCUGCAACUUUAAACAGCUCUUCUGGAUCACAAGCUGCUACCCAUGUCCGGGCCUCAGUUCAAACCCAGUGGCAUUGAGCACCCGAUGGCUAGCGUACGCUGACAAGCGCCUCGUGGCCAUGCACCAGUCAUGUGGGGGUAUGUCGGGGGAUGGUUCACAGUCAUAUGCAGCCACUGUCAUAAGUGCAGCUAAGGGAGCAUUCAAAGGUUUGUCGAUGUUUGGGGAGGCCAUUGCAAGCUCCGUUACGGGCAGCAAGCCAAGCCCUCCAAAACGGGACUACAUGCAGUUAGACAAUGGAAACAGACCUGGCAUUGUAACUGUGGUCGAUAUACAGGGUGUACAUAAUGACUCAUUUAAUGUCAAUGAAGACAAUGAAGGUGGGGGCUUGAUCGCCCAUUUCCAUGCCCAUGCCAAUGAGCCCGUGUCACACAUGGCGUUUGACCCCACUGGUACCCUGCUGGUGACAGCUUGCAAGCUGGGCCACAACUUCCAUGUGUUUCGUCUGAUGGCCCACCCAGUCAGCUCAGCUCUGGGAGCCGUACAUCAUCUGUAUACACUUCAUAGAGGCGAGACCACAGCUAAGGUGAUUGACAUCAGUUUGAGCCAGGACAGUCGCUGGGUGACGGUGAGCUCUCAUCGAGGUACCACCCAUCUCUUCCCCAUCACCACAUAUGGAGGUCCGGUGAAUGUACGGACCCACAGUCAGCCACAUGUGGUGAAUCGGGCGAGUCGGUUCCACAAGAGUGCGGGUCUGGAUGAUAUAGACCACACCCACUUGGACAGACGCUCACCCGUCCUCUCCACAUCGCCUAGUCACUCAGGCCAGUAUGACCGCUACCCAUCCUUGAUACAGCAGAAUACCCUCAACAACAACAUGGGAAACCCAAGACUGCCCCCCUACCCCCACCCCAUCACCAUCCCUCCAGCCUACCAGGUGAAACAACCCCUGAAUGUAGUUCUGAACCCAGCCAACAAGAACCAGAGCCCUAGCCACUCCCCAACAGGACAGGACAAUGUCUACAGUGUGUGUGCAAAGUUCUGUACACCACGCCUCUGUGUCAUGGGCUCUCCAAAACUGGACAUUGAAAGAAGAGAGGGUGGGAAGCGACCGGUUGACUCACUAUACGUGAUGGCCCAAUCUGGUACACUAGUGGAGUAUGUACUGGAACCACGUGCCCGCGCCCCUUCUGACAAGAUCACGGACGACUGCAUGCUUGUUCUCAACGUUGCUGGCCGUGUGCAGUGGAACCUUGCUAGACUGAAGAACUCUCCAGAACUACGUCCCCCGUUGCCUAGCAACAGUCCCCUGAUUCUGGCCCACGAGGCUGUGGUCUCCCAGAUCCCUACUGCUCCAGACCUGUAUGACCUACCUGGCCUGACACGCCAUGACUCCCGUGACAGUCUGUCCUCUGACCACAGCAAUGCUGACUCCGACGAUCAAUGGCUAUCACAGGUGGAGAUAAUUACCCAUGUUGGUCCUCACCGGCGACUGUGGAUGGGCCCACAGUUCUCCUUCAAGACGUACCAGGAGAACACAACGGUCCUCUCCUCCCAGAGUUCAGCACUACUAUCCCAAAGUCCCGAGUCAAACAUGGCCGCCAUGGAUAUCGCCCCCGGCGAUGAGGGCGACCUUGAGAGUCUCAAACUGCAGCCGACCAGAUCUAACCCUGUGAGCAUGCCAAAUGCCCGCCCUGCAUAUAGGAGACUGUCGGCCAGUGACAGCAGCCCAUCCCAGGGGCAAGGGGUAGUGCACCAGGGCGGGCCGCUCAUGAUUGAGGCUGGGAGCUUUGAGCAGUCUCCGCACCUUCUAGAUGUGUACAGCAACUGGACAGAGUCGACGGUGGUGAAGCAGCCCCAGGGUAGCAACGACCUCGAGGAAGACCGCCUGAAGGAGAUCGCCGACGCUAUGGUUGAGUCACCAGCUAAGGACAUGGAAAAACUGUCACUUAGGCAACAUGACCUUCCAAGAACAAGUCUAAGUGAGACAAUGGAUCAGCCUAGAACAGCAAGUGAGACAAUGGAUCAGCCUAGGACAGCAAGUGAGACAAUGGAUCAGCCUACAAAAGCAAGGGAGACAGCAGGAUUGGACAGGACAUCAAGGAAAGCACUAGAAAGAGAUUUGGCUGGCAAGAAACCUGCCGUGUCAGAGGCAGAGAAAGGAAAGGAGGCUGUGAAGGAGGAAAGAGCAGUGAAACCAAAGCUAAGUGACACAAAAACUAACAUUUGUGAAACUGUGAGUGUUAAAACUAAUGCGAAAAAGAGCAUGGAUGCUUUACCUAGUGAUAUUUGUAAGAGUAGUAAAAAUGCCUGCGUUGAAGUAAAUGAUGAAGCUGUUAAGAUAACCAAGCCCAAAAAGAUUCCAGAAAACUGUAGUAAAGAUGAAAAAGAAUUUCCAAAUAUUGAUACUGCUGCUGUAGAAAAUACUGUAGAGAAUAAAAAAUCAAAUGAUUUGAAAAAGAAUUCUAGUCUGCCUGAAAAGCAUGAUGUUAUAAGGGAUAAAUCUGAAACAGAUGAUGUUGGCACCAGUAAUGCCAAUCCGGAGAAUGACACAAGAUUGGAAUUGGCCUCGAAAGGAAAUGUAAUGACAACCAGUACUAUAAAAAAGUCUGGUAAAAAAGGUAAAAAGAAAAGAUCUUCACCAGAACCCCAAGUCAAAGAUCCCAUCCUGCCUGUCCUACCUCAGUCUCCCUCAACAAGUGAAAUUAGUGAUCCUAAAUGGGAAGACGGUGUAAGUCAAAGUCUUAAUGUCAAAACUGGUAAAAUUGAUGCUAAACCCACUGCCAAUGUGGUACCAGAAAUCACUGCCAAAACUGAAGCUGAUAACACUGCCAAGAAGAGCAUUGAUGCCAAAACUAUUGUACAUGAAGUUAUAUCUCCUUCCUCAAAGGAUACAAAUGUCUCCACAAGUGAUGCCAAACAACAUGAAUCUGCUGAUGCCUGUACUGUGAAACAAAAAGAUUUUAUGGAGAAUUUAGACAGUCAAGUUGAAGCUCAUGUUGUGGCUUUGUCCGAAGAAAGCAAUAUCAGUCCUAAAAAUGAUUUGCAAGAUACAGUUUUGUCUUCUAAAAAUGAUUUGCAAGAUACAGUUUGGUCUUUUACUGGUAAACAAAGCAAAAUGAAGAACAGGAAAGAGAAAUCUCCAACUAGUUCAGGAAACCAAACUUCUUGCACUGCAGUAGAGGUCAAAGCAACAAGUGAGGAUGAUUUACCACUGUUUAAAGAGGAAAGUGAAGUUAUCCAAGAAAUUGAGACACUUAAUGAAACUAUAAAUGUAUGCCAUGAAAUGAAAAGUAUAAUGCAGUCAGAUGAGAAAGAAAUUGAGGUUCAGAAGGAAAUCAUUGAUGACAAAGAUGACCGUAACAUACAAAAUGAGGAUAUUUUUUCAGAAGUUAACAUUAAGAAAAAGAAAAAACAAAAGAAGGGGAAAGAUACUCCAAAUAGAGAUGCUGACUUAGUGUCCAAAACUGCCAAAGAAGAUGAAGUGUUAAAAGAGGAAAUGGAGCUUGACAUUCAAGAUAACCAUGCAUUUGGGGAGAACUCACCUUUAGGUGCUGUGAAACAGGAACAGGAGAAUGUAAAUCAAGAAGAAGAACAGCUGAAGACAUUUGAAAAAAGCAAUAUCUCAGACGGAGAUGGAAAAGGAAAAUUUGACCAAGAAACUAAAGAUGGGGUGUCAGCUGAAACAGACCAUAGUAAUGACAUAUCUGUAAUUGAAAUUGACAAGGUCUCUUUUGAAAUAAAAGGUCAGCCUUUAAACAAAGACACAGAUGACAUGAAUGCCUGUGGUGUGAAAUUUGCUGAUGCUUUAAGUGUGAAAUCUGAAGGUAUGAAGGAGGUUAAAAAGAAAUCCAGAAAGAAGAAGAACCAGCCUAGUGAAGAAAGUUUAUUGGAGAAUAAGAAAGACAAAUAUGUUGAAGAGCAACCAGGUAUAAGUAAGGAUGCUGAAGAUAUAGUUCCUGGCAUGUCCAAUGUUGCGUCAAACUUUGAUGUUAAGACAUAUGAUAAAGAAGACAGUGGGACUAGGAAGUGUGCCAGUGAAACAAGGACCCAGUUUGAUCAAGAAGUAGGGAAGGAAAGGAAAAGGCAGAACAAUAAGCCCCAGACUGAAACACAGAAGUAUGAUUAUAAAGACAAGGAAACAAAGGAACAAAAUGAAACAGCAACAAUGAAAAGUUUUCCAGAUCAAUUAAAAAUGCAAGAUAGCAGUAAAUCCAAUUUGAAGCAAAUAAAUAAAGACGUUGGUGGCAAAACUGAAUCUAAUAUGCAGAAAGAUGUAGUACAAGUGGUUGCGGAUGAUGUCAUAGCAUCAGCAGAAGAUGGCUUUGCAACACAGAAAAGAAAAUGCAAACAAGCUAAAUCCAGUAUGAAAAAAGAUGCAGUACGAGUGGUUGAGGAUGAUGUUAUAGCAACAGCAGAAGAUGGCUUUACAACACAGAAAAGAAAAUGCAAGAAGAAAAAAAACAUGGAAAGCCCGACUGAAGAAGAAGUCUUGGAAACCGCUCAUGCAAAAUCAAAUGACAAUGAUGCAGAAAAGAUUGAAAUUGGAGUUGAUUCCCAUAAGAAUCCAACUGAGACUUCAGAAGUUUUAGAUGUUGAAGUUGUAUUAGGUGAAGUAAAGAGUAUGAAAAUAAAAACAGCAGAAACUACAUUGACUGGUAAAAUAUCAGAAGAAACCAGGUAUAGAGCAAACUCUUCUGAAAAAGAAAUGUCUGACAGUUUAGAAAAGGAUGAAGAAUUUGCAGAGGCUCGUGAAUACGGAAGAAGUUUUGAUUCAGAGGGCGAUUCCAGGUAUGAAACUGCUGAAGAUGACCCAAGUGUCUGGGAGAGAGCUGGACUUGAAGACUCAAUUAUUGAAGUCAUGCAUGAAAUUAUUGAUAUUCCUGAAACAGUGACUGACUCACUUGUAGGUAAAGAUUCAAAGGCUGGAAAUGGCUUGAAAGAUCCAGCUCAAUAUGUUGAUAUUGCUAAUUCUGAAAUGACUGUAGUAGAGUCGGUUAUGAGUUCAAAAGGGAAAGAAGAUAUUGGGCAAAAAGAGAAAGUUACCGAUUGUAAUAUAGUACGUGAAACAGUCGGGGCAUCAGCUGAAUCUUCUGGAGGAUCAGCUAGGAGCUCCGAAGAAAAGGAGAUAGCGGGGAUUAAGAAACAAGAUGGCAAGAGUAAGAAGAAGAAAAAGAAAAAUAGGAAAUAACUUUUUAUGUAGAUUCUAUUGCUUACACAAGGUGCCCUUCCUGUACUGUUUUUACUUUGCUGUGUGUAUAUGUAUUCGUUCUAGUAGCAUUUCAAGUCUGCCAAUUUUAUUUGAAAUGAGAUAGCCUUUUAUCGCUUUACACUUUAAGGCUGUUAUACAUUGUAUAUUGUGUUUUUAUGUUUGUUUAGUUGUACUCCAAUUGAUAUAAAGAUGCUUAUCAGAUAAUGACCACCCUCGAGGAUUACCUACUUUGUUCAACAAAAAUUGUAUUGAUUCCAAGUGCAUGUGUGUUUGUAUGUUUGGUUAUGUGACUAGAAAAUUUCUCCAUUGGUUGUAUCCAGCUCAUGUGACUAGAAAACUUCCCCAUUGGUUAUGUACAGGUCAUGUGACUAGAAAACUUCUCCAUUGGUUAUGUCCAGGUCAUGUGACUAGAAAACUUUUCCAUUGGUUAAACUGUUAUGAAUAUUUAUAUUAAGGUGGUUUAGCAUUAUGUCAAUUGUGUGCAUAAGUCUAUCCAGUGUUGGAAAUAUUUAUUUAUCUAUUUAUUUAUUUAAUUGGACUGUUUUUGGUGAGUGGUGAGUGACAUUGUAUUUAAUCAUAUUUUUAAACUGAAAACUUGAAGGGAAAAAAAGAAGAUAAAAUGAGAAAAAUAUAUGUAUAAUUAAAAAAAAUAUCAAUAAAAUAAAUUCAUAUAUAUGUAUAUAUCAGUAGAUUUAGUGAUAACAUUUAUUCAGAACAUAAAUUAAAAAAAAAUAUCAAUAUAAAAAUAAAUUUGACUGUUUUAUUUUUUGGAUUUAAAGUAUAUUUGUUUAAGAGUUCAUUAGUGAGUGUGUUAAAAUGAAAAUGAUGUGGUUUAUGUUGCCAACUGCUACAAAUUAUUAUGUACGUUAGAACAUUGAAUGAUUUACAAUGUUUGAUAUUUAUACAUUGGUGCAUAAUAACAGUCUAUGCAUUUUAAUUUUACAAAAUGUAAUUUUUACAUAAGAUUAUGCCUUUUAAUAUCACUGCCAUAAUUUUGCCAUUGUUAUCUAAUGUGUAUACAUGUUUUAAUGUAGGGUUUUAGCCAGGUUUUUAAAAAAGGACAUAGGGUGCUACAGAAAAGGGACAGGGUGCUGAGGGACAUAGGGGCAUAUCGGGAAGUGAAUAAUUAAAGCUUUAUUAAUUUCAUUGAACAUGUUAGAAAUUGUGCUUCUUUUGAGUAAUAUUAGGUUUCAACUACUUUAUACUAGUAUAUGUAAAGUUGAUUGAAUACAUAAUCAUAUUUCAAGUUUUAAUCAAAGAAAAAGAAAUAUAUGUUAAUCUUAAGCAUUUAAUACUUUGAAGGCAGGAGGGUGCACAUUCUGGUCUCCAUGAGGCAGAAGGGUGCCUCCAUCAAAGGACAGAGUGCAGCACCCUCCCAUAAUCCUUUACCUAAUACCCUGCUUGUUUAGCUUGUUUGAUUUACAAAUAGAAAAGUCACGAUAUUGUCAAAGCAUUGAUGUCUUCAUUGGCGUUGUCAUUUUCCGAGUCUUGCAAAACUGUCCUUUGAGCGAAACAUUUAAAUUGCAUGAGAUAUUAAAACUUAGUUCACAAGUUUUGAAUUACAUAACUUAUAUGUGAAGAAAAGCCAAUAACUGUAUAAAGUAACUGUGCUCCAGCCAGGAUUUGGAAAGAGCAGAAUGCUUGGUCAGAAAUGGCAUUUUUGUUGCGAAAUGAAUGAGCCUUAAUGGGGCACUCGCAAGGGCCACUAUUAAAUUCUUAUAGUGUAUUUUUUGUAACUUCUUUCAAUACUAAUGGUUUGUUAUGAAUACCUCAGCUGUUAUUAUUACAUAAGUGUCAAAAUAAUGAAUAUUUAUUAUGUUUAUACUUAUUUUUGAAAAUUGAUUCUGUCUGUCAAACUAAGCUAAAGGGCACAAUAGGGUGCAGUAAAAUGCAGCAAGGUGCUGAAAAAGGGCAGCAGAGUGCCCCCCCCCCCCCCCGCUAUUUAAGCCUAGCUGGAGAGCACUGAAAUAAUUGUUGCGUUACGUACUUAAACAGACUGAAGAAUUUUAUGCUGUGUCGUCUCUAUGAAAUGAUGUGAAAAUUGUGAAUUAAUUUCCUAAAAGGCAAUAUAUGUUGAGAAAUGGCAUUUUUUCAGAAGCAUUUUAUUCCGACUUAAAUAUCGGUUGUUUAAUUUGUGUUUUUCAAGUAGAAAAAAAUGUAAAUGCAUUUAUUACAUAUACUGUGAUUUUUUUCUUCGGUUUUAUAAGAAUCACACAAUUGAAUUGCUUUUGUUGUUACUUUAUAUUUUAUGUGGUUCCAAUAAAGCAAACAAAAUUAUGA
Mya arenaria is the source of this 8156-nucleotide messenger RNA. RefSeq lists its product as uncharacterized. Gene Ontology annotation, cellular component: cytoplasm. NCBI's taxonomy places the organism in Eukaryota, Metazoa, Mollusca, Bivalvia, Myida, Myidae. Gene Ontology annotation, molecular function: protein binding. The record is from RefSeq and is a predicted model, not a curated record. The transcript has 21 exons. The coding region runs from base 69 to 5855 and encodes 1928 amino acids. Gene Ontology annotation, biological process: autophagy; response to starvation.